Molecule: messenger RNA, 2021 nt
Organism: Striga asiatica
Lineage: Eukaryota; Viridiplantae; Streptophyta; Magnoliopsida; Lamiales; Orobanchaceae
Source: the annotation of a GenBank genome assembly
CUGGGUUGCACGUGGGACCCACUAAAUCCUCAGCCUCCACCAACACAACCACCAUCAUCUUCCCCAAAUUCUCACGUCGUCGCCUCCCUUUCAUUCCCUCUCAUCUCAUCAAAAAACCCCUAAUUUAACCAGAAAUUCUACUGAAAAAAUCGAUCGAGCCGAGCCCCAUAUGUGAAAUUUUCCCCCUUUUGUUCCCAGGCAAUCUCCAAACGCUCUGUAGAAGGGAGAACAAUUCGUAUCUCAAAGGGGAAAAAUUCAAGAAAAAGGGCAGAAAAGUAGGAGUAAUUUCAUCAGAAAANAAAAAAAAAAAAGAAAAAAUAAAAUGGGUGUGGAUUACUACAACAUUCUCAAGGUCAACCGCAACGCGAGCGAGGACGACCUGAAGAAGGCCUACCGCCGGCUUGCCAGGAUCUGGCACCCAGACAAGAACGCCAACAAGCACGAGGCCGAGGCCAAGUUCAAGCAGAUCUCCGAGGCCUACGACGUCCUCAGCGACCCCCAGAAGCGCCAGAUCUACGAUCUGUACGGAGAGGAGGGCCUCAAAUCCGGCCAGUUCCCCCCGCCGCCGCCGCGAGGCUCCCGGGCGGCGCACGGGAACCAGGGUUUCCACUACAACAGCCAGCAGCACCCGAACCCUAAUUUCCGAUUCAACCCGAGGGACGCGGACGAUAUCUACGCGGAGAUUUUUGGUGAGAACAGCGGUGGGGGUGCCGGAGGCGGCGGCGGCGGCGGUAGUGGGGGUGCUAGGAGGGACGGGCAUUUCAGGAGCACAGCGAUGAAUGGCGGUGGUAGGGAUUAUGGUUCAGGUGGCGGGGGUGGGUCAAGGAAGGCCCCGCCGGUGGAGAAUGUGUUGAUGUGUAGUUUGGAAGAGUUGUACUCUGGUUCUACGAGAAAGAUGAAGAUUUCAAGGAAUGUUCUUGAUUCUCAAGGCUAUGCUUGGUAUCAGAAUUAUAUGCCCUCGGUUUUAUAUUCCUAUCCCCCCUGGACUGUUAAAGAUCUCAUUUUUGCAUUGACACCGAGUCUCCAAAAGUUGGACUCCACUAGCUGUCAAGAUAAAUUUGCUACAGAAGUAGGAGGUUCUUACACUUUUCCUUCAUGUGGUGAAAUUGCUAUACCUAUUCUUCAAAAACCUUGCUUCUCUUUGAGUAAGCUCCGGGUUUUGGAGGAGAUCCUAACUAUCGACAUAAAACCCGGUUGGAAAAAGGGCACAAAAAUCACUUUCCCUGAAAAGGGCAACGAAGAACCCGGCAUAAUUCCAGCUGACCUCAUUUUCGUGUUAGACGAAAGACCUCAUCCAGUUUACACGAGAGAUGGUAAUGAUUUAAUCGUGAGACUCGAAAUAACACUGCUCGAAUCAUUAACUGGAAAGACAAUUGAGCUCACCACACUCGAUGGAAGGAAUAUUACAGUGCCCUUAACAGAAAUCGUCAAACCUGGGCACGAGAUUGCUGUCCCGAACGAAGGUAUGCCCGUUUCAAAAGAUCCCAGGAAAAAGGGAGCUCUGAAGAUUCAAAUCGAUGUCAGGUACCCAAAACGGCUGACUGAAUCACAAAAAUAUGAAUUGAGGAGAGUUUUGGGAGGAAAUUCUUGAUCAUUUUUUAAAAGAGAUGGUAUAAGUGAAGGUUAGAUAAUCGAGCAUUCGGGUGUAAAUACAAAAAACAAUGCAUGCUAGUUAAAAUGCUUGGGUGUGUUAGAAAGGAUAUGCAAUGAGGGCUUGAAGGGGAGAUGAAUUGCAAAUGCUAUCUCUCUCACUUGUUGCAGGAAGUGGACUUGUAGGCCAAAAUUUAGUUGGCUUGCUUGCUUAUCGGUCUCAAGAGGUUAUUGUUUUGAUUUAUUAGCAAUCGGCAUACAUGGAAACUAGAUAUUCUCGGGGUUUUUUUAGCUGCAGAUGAUUCGUAUUCUUGUUGCCGAGAGAAUUGUUUUAAGUUUUUGUGUUUAUUUUGAAUCAACUGGAAAUAAAAGGUUCAAUUCACAUCGGUAGCAUUUUUUUGGCUUAUCCCAGAUAUUUAUUAAUGUUUGCA